AUGCCCUCGUCAUUUUCGAAAUCUAAUGGUACCUAUGCUGCAUUAGCUACUGGAGCUAUUGCAGUUACAUAUGCUGGCACACAUGCAUAUAAAUCACGUAUUCAACGAUUACAUGAUGAUGGAAUCGAUCUAAAAAAUCAAACAGUUGAGAUCGAUCCUGUAGAACAUAUUCGUCGUUGUACCUUUUAUAAAGAUAUUGAUCUUUUCUCGUUCUAUAAAACAAUUUGUCCUAAUAUACAGACAUUAGGUGAUGUUUUUUAUAACGGUUAUUCGGCGUCGAGAAAUGGACCAUGCAUAGCCUAUGUUGAUCCAGCAAAACAAACGGAACCUCUAAAUUGGAUAUCCUAUUCAACAGCAUUAGAACGUAUACGUAUAAUAGGUUCUCAUUUAUGGACAGAAGCUAAACUAACUCCAAUGAAAUCAACAAUUGCUAUAAUAUCAUUGAAUCGUGCUGAAUAUGCAUUUGUUGAACAUGCCGGCUAUAUGUACGGAUUCAUUAUUCUUGGUCUUUAUACAUCGUAUGAUCCAGAAACGAUUUUAUCAAUAUUAGAAAAAACAAAAACAGAAGUAUUGGUUGUCGAUAAUUUAGAUCGUAUUGAAUCUUUUAAAAAUCAAUUGUUAGAAAAAACAUGUCUAAAAGAAAUUCUUAUUAUGGAUGAUGUAACAAGUAGUGAACAUCCAAAAAUUAAAAACAUUCCAAAAGUUUUAAAAACUAUGCAACAAUCCGAUGUUCGUCCACGUCCUAAAAUUGAUCCAGAUAGUAUAGCUUCUUAUAUUUUAACCAGUGGAACAACAGGUGAACCAAAACUUGCAAUGCUAUCCCAUGCAAACUUUCUAUCAACAGCGAAAGCUGGUAUUGAUCGUCGAGAACGAGCUAAUAUGGGUGCUGACCCUACUAAUAGACAUUGUUCAUUUUUACCAAUGGCACAUUUAUAUGAACGAUUAACACUAAUCAGUCAUUUUAUUCAUGGUGUACAAGUUGUUUUUUGUCCAAUUCCAGAAAAACUUUUUGAAUAUUAUCCAAUAGUAAAACCAACAAAUCUCUCAAUGGUACCUAGAAUUUUAAAUAAAGUCUAUGAUACCAUUAUGACUGAAGUAAAUAAAAGUAAAAUAAAACGUUUUCUUAUUUCACAAGCAUUACACAAUGAACAACCAACAUUAUUUUCACGUUUUAUUUUUCGAAAAAUAAGAAAAUUAUUUGGCGGAGAAGCUAUUGCUAUGCUAACUGGAUCUGCUCCGAUAACACCUGAAGUAUUACACUUUUUUCGUAUUGCACUUGACAUACCCGUUGUUGAAGCAUACGGUCAAACUGAAUCAACAGCUGCUGGCACAAGUACACAUGUUAUUGAUAUGUCAUGUGGUACUGUUGGUUCACCAGGAGCUGCAGUUGAAAUAAAACUUAUUGAUGUGCCUAGUACCAACUAUCGAAGUAGUAAUAAUCAAGGGGAAAUUUGUAUACGCGGGCCAUGCAUUUUUAAAGGUUAUUAUGGUGACGAAGCUAAAACACGUGAAACUAUUGAUGAAGGUGGUUGGCUUCAUACAGGCGAUGUUGGCGAAUGGACAAGUACUGGUGCCUUACGUAUUAUUGAUCGUGUAAAACAUAUAUUUAAACUAAGCCAAGGUGAAUAUAUUGCACCUGAACGUCUCGAAGAUGGUUAUAUUCGUUCUCGAUGGAUAGCACAAAUAUUUGUUGAUGGAAUAUCAACAGAAUCAGCUGUUGUAGCAAUUGUUAUACCCGAUGAAGAAUAUGUACGAAGUCACUUUCGAACGGCAAACUCAAAUAUGUCAUUGGACGAGAUAUGCAAAGAUGAAAAGCUAAAAGAAAUUAUUUUAACAGAUUUAAAACGAUUAGCUAGAGAAUAUAAAUAUCGUCAUUAUGAAACAGUUGUUAAUAUUCAUCUUCAUCCAGAACUAUUGUCACAAGAAAAUGGUCUUAUUACUUCAACAUUUAAAACUCGACGAACAGCAACUCGACAAUACUUUCAACAUAUUAUUCAUUCGCUUUAUCAAGCUAGUGAUAGAAUAGAAAAGCCGAAAAAUGUUGAAGAACAAUCAAAGUUAUAA
Molecule: messenger RNA, 2064 nt
Organism: Rotaria socialis
Lineage: Eukaryota; Metazoa; Rotifera; Eurotatoria; Philodinida; Philodinidae
Source: the annotation of a GenBank genome assembly